This is a messenger RNA of Fibroporia radiculosa, 825 nucleotides long. RefSeq lists its product as uncharacterized. The record is from RefSeq and is a predicted model, not a curated record. Bases 1 to 825 code for a protein of 274 amino acids. The transcript is spliced from 4 exons. Lineage: Eukaryota; Fungi; Basidiomycota; Agaricomycetes; Polyporales; Fibroporiaceae. Gene Ontology annotation, cellular component: endoplasmic reticulum; plasma membrane.
AUGGCCGGAAACCAGGCGGUGUCCCUCAACCCCCCAGACGCCGUAGAGCACCUCACUACCCAAGCCUCUGACUGGCUGUGGGCGGCGUUCUCUAUUAUGGCGUUUUCUCUGCUCACUGCUGCGGUCUUCACUCUAAUGAGACCCAAGGGUACUCGUCUGUUCCACCAACUUGCCCUCAUCGUUCUCGCGACUUCCAGUAUUGCCUACUUCUCUAUGGCCUCUGACCUCGGUGCUACUCCAAUUGACGUCGAAUUCCGUGGAGAUGGUAGUGACCCGAGCCGUCAAAUCUGGUAUGUCCGGUACAUUCAAUGGUUCAUUACUUUCCCCGUUCUGCUCCUCGAGCUCCUGCUCGCGACCGGUCUUCCCCUCUCGGACGUCAUGACCACGCUGUUCAUGGGUGCCGUCGUUGUUGUUUGCGGCCUCGUUGGUGCUCUCGUCCACAGCACCUACAAAUGGGGUUACUAUGUCUUCGGCUGCUGCGCGCUCAUCUACAUUUGGUUCGUCCUCCUCUGGCAUGCGCCCUCGACGACCUUUGCCGCCGGUGGUGUUGUCCGCCGCGGAUACUACCUCGCUGCAGGCUACCUGUCGUUCAUGCUGAUCACCUACCCGAUCUGCUGGGCGUGCGCUGAGGGCGGCAAUGUCAUUUCCGUCGACUCUGAGAUGAUCUGGUACGGUAUCCUCGAUUGCCUCACUGUCCCCGGAUUCCUCGCCUUCUUCCUCUGGGAGUUGCGCGACGUCGACUACAACUCGUUUGGCCUCCAUUCAGGCAAAUUCGUCGACCACGGCGAGAAAGGCCCGAACCCCUCUGCCGCCCAGCAGGCCUAA